Molecule: messenger RNA, 2481 nt
Organism: Megalobrama amblycephala (Wuchang bream)
Lineage: Eukaryota; Metazoa; Chordata; Actinopteri; Cypriniformes; Xenocyprididae
Product: ribonuclease inhibitor-like
Exons: 6
Coding region: 853-1419 (188 amino acids)
Molecular function (GO): protein binding
Source: RefSeq, a predicted model, not a curated record
UACGCAUGGUUUUAUAAAUCUGAUUUUUUUUGUAGGGAUCCUACGCACAGUUUUAUAAAUGAGACCCCAGAGCUGUUUAAAUCACUGGGAACAGAUGGAUUUCAUAUGUUUUCGUGAUGUAGGCAUACAUGCUAACUUUUAUUUUGGUGCAAAUUAAUCACUGAACACUAAACUGACAAUAAUGUAAGCCAAUGGACACAGACGGCUGUCAUUCACUGCAUUCAAUUUAUAAAAAAGCCAGUUAAUAUAAAGAUUAUUAAUACAAAGUAUGUUUCAAAAAUUAAGUUUUAAUCAAGCGCAGCGUUAGUUCAUUCAGGCCACGGAGGCAUAGUACUGCGACCAGCUGAUGCGGUCAGGUGUCAAAUCGCUCCAAUCACUACCAUUCUCCUAUUAGACACGGGACAUAUAUACAUGGCAUUACUGCUCGGUAAGUAUGCUCAAACUGCUCGCAACACUCCCUCACUCCCCAUUAUAAGCAUGAGCAUAUUACUGUGCACCUUCUGGUUGUCGUCUUCUUUUGUUUCAGAUCACUAAGGCUUUCAAGUCCCGGCUGGCAUGGACCUCACUGCUGAGAAACACUCAUCCUCAUAACUAAGCUACAGUAUAGACAUCCCACUGCCACACUGCCACAUCUACACGAUUACCAUUGUUCACUUUUAAAGACAUUACUAAGUGUCUUAAUUGUCUAUGUAUUUCCAAGAUGAUGGUUCCGGGGGGUUAAUGUUAAAGCUCUUGUAUGUUCAAUUAAUUUUGGAGCCAGAAAUGGAAACAAAAUCAUUCAGGCACUCAGGCUCAGCUAUCAAGUCAUCAUAGGUGUGUGGCACAGAAAACACAGCAGAUGAAGUUCUUGAGAUGCUGCUGCCUGUGGUUACAUCAACUACAUCAGUUGUGUUGGAGAAUUGUGGUGUCACAGAUAAAGGUUGUGCUGCUCUUGCUUCAGCUCUGAGAUCAAACCCCUCACACCUGAGAGAACUGGAUCUGUCUGGGAAUAAUCUAGGAAACUCAGGAGUGAAGCUGCUCUCUGCUGUACUGAAGAAUCCUCACUGUAAACUGCAGGAACUGUGGUUGAGUAAGUGUGGUGUCACAGAUGAAGGUUGUGCUGCUCUGACUUCAGCUCUAAUUUCAAACCCCUCACACCUGAGAAGACUGAAUCUGUCUGGGAAUAAUCUAGGGGACUCAGGAGUGAAGCUAGUCUCUGCUGUACUGGAGAAUCCUCAUUGUAAACUGGAGGAACUGUGGUUGAGGAAGUGUGGUGUUACAGAUGAAGGUUGUGCUGCUCUGGCUUCAGCUCUGAGAUCAAACCCCUCACACCUGAGAGAACUGCAUCUGUCAUUUAAUAAUCUAGGAGACUCAGGAGUGAAGCUGCUCUCUGAUCUGAAGGAUGAUCCACAUUAUAAACUGGAGACACUAAUGUAUUAGAUGACAGUCUGAUCUUCUGAUGAUCAUCUGAUGGUAAAUAAGUAUCCACUACAGAGACUCACAUUAAACAGAAUCAACAGAGACUGAAAAUACAGUGACUUCAAUGUUAUAAAUUAAGACUUCAUUUAGAUUUCAAUGAUCCUCUGACAGACAUGAUGAGGCGGCAGUGAAACACCUUUUAUUUCAGAGUAGCAUUCAGAGUAGCAUUUUAUUUCAGUUUCUCAUUCAUAGAUAAACUGUGUAAACUCAAGGUUGGAGUUUUGUUUGAAUAUGUUUGUGUUUGUGUUGUACCAGCAGAGGGAGACAAAGACUAAUGAGAUUCAUUUUUCAAAAUUGUGAAAAAAAAGGAAAAAGUUCAAGCUCAUGUUUGGAAAACAAAUAAUGGAAGUUUGUGUGUAUACAUCAUGUUUUUAAUAAUAGUUGUAUUACAUUUGUAUUAAUGUAUUAAAGGUGUCAUAUAAUGCGUUUUCAUGUUUUCCCUUUCUUUAGUCUGUUAUGUAGCCGUUUGUGUAUAUAAAUGACCGCUUAAAUAGGUGUGGGUCCCUUUAAAUUUAUUUUGUGUUAACAUUGCAUAACCACGUUAAAAGGAAGUGGCGUAUAGUGAUCAGUAGUCACGCUGCAUCGGAGGGAAGAUCAACUUGUGUGUCUCCACAUGGCAUUGGGAUGAAAAUGAAGUUUAAUCCUGUUUUGUACCCUUUUGGCAAGCAGAGCGAGGUACGCAGUUUUAAUGUUUGUUUCUUUAUUUUAAGUGACAUGUUUGUUUGUUAUAUGGUGUCGUUGGUUAUUAAGUUUUGUUUGUUAAAGGUUUCAUGGUUUAUUUCAUUCAUGUUUUGUAAAUGUUUAUUUGCCUUUGUGUACAUUCAUUGUGUUGAUUUACUUUUGUUUUUGUUUAAUUUCACGGUGCUCAAAGGUGCUCGAAUGUGCUCGAACGACUAAAUUAAAGAGACAAAACUCAUGAUGAGCUGAAUAAAGAAAAUCUGUCAGAAACUCUCAGAGUCAUGUUUGGGAAGCCAAGGGGGCAGCUACAGUGCAUGUACAAGAUCUGCAAAGUUACAAAGCUCA